Messenger RNA from Sturnus vulgaris (Common starling), 3433 nucleotides. RefSeq names its product UDP-GlcNAc:betaGal beta-1,3-N-acetylglucosaminyltransferase 9 (gene B3GNT9). Gene Ontology annotation, cellular component: Golgi membrane. Gene Ontology annotation, molecular function: hexosyltransferase activity; UDP-glycosyltransferase activity. NCBI's taxonomy places the organism in Eukaryota, Metazoa, Chordata, Aves, Passeriformes, Sturnidae. Gene Ontology annotation, biological process: protein O-linked glycosylation; poly-N-acetyllactosamine biosynthetic process. The record is from RefSeq and is a predicted model, not a curated record.
UCCGGUCCCAGCCCCGCUCUCCGCCAGCACCGAACGGCCCCGAGCCGCCCGCGCUGCUCCGCGCCCCCAGGGCUCCCUCGGCUCCGCUGGAAGGCUGAGCAAUGCCGCUCCUAACUACAUCCAGAUGUGCCUCCUUGGCAGCCCUGCACAGACAGUACCGAGGGGACACAGGAUCAGCGCUAUCAAAUGGGAUUUGAAGAACUGAUCAAAUAAGACAGAAGAUCUCCAGGAAAAGUAUGGACAGUGGUGCCAGGCAGCUCAAACACAGCUUUUAACAGUGCCAGGAACACUGGAGAGACAAUGAGAGUUCGCCUCAAAGGGGAUGUGAUCUGCACCCUCUUCUUGCUGGUAGCGCUUUGUUCUUUGCUCUACUCCCAACUGGAACAUUUAGUCCCGGCAGGAAAGAAGGAACCAACACAGAACAAGCCUCCAGUAGCACCAAAAAUAUCCUCCAGUCCCAGAGAACCUCGGAGGCUGAUGCCAGCAGAGACAACUGCACCCAGACCCCAGGUUACUCCUGUCAUGAGACAAACAGAAGUAGCCAAAAACAGAGUCCAAACUACAACUCCAGCCUCACUGACUGGUUCUGCCUUCAACUUCAAGCUCUAUCUCCUAAACAAGGAUAAAAGGAACUUCAAUCUCCUCAUCAACCAGCCCAGGAAAUGCCGAAAACCAGCAGGAGGUCCCUUUCUGCUCAUUGCUAUCAAAUCAGUAGUUGAAGACUUUGACAGGCGUGAGAUUGUCCGGAAAACAUGGGGCAGGGAGGGUUUGGUGAAUGGGGAGCAGAUCCAGCGAGUGUUCCUGCUGGGAACACCAAAGAAUAGGACAGUGCUGGCAACAUGGGAGACCCUGAUACACCAGGAGAGUCAGACAUACCGGGACAUUUUACUCUGGGACUUCAUGGACACUUUCUUCAACCUGACCCUGAAGGAGAUUCACUUCCUGAGCUGGGCUGCUGAAUUCUGCCACAACGUGAAAUUUAUUUUUAAAGGUGACGCUGAUGUUUUUGUCAAUGUUGAGAACAUUGUUGAUUUCCUCAAGAGACACGAUCCCACUGAAGACCUCUUUGUUGGGGACAUCAUCUACAAUGCCCGUCCCAUCCGUGUGCAGAAGAGCAAAUACUACAUCCCAGAGACCAUGUAUGGGCUGAGCAUCUACCCUGCCUACGCUGGAGGAGGAGGGUUUCUGCUGUCCAGCUGCACCAUGAGGAAGCUCUCUAGGGCUUGCAGAGAGGUGGAGCUGUUCCCCAUUGAUGAUGUCUUUUUGGGCAUGUGCUUACAGAGAAUCAACCUCAAGCCCAUUUUACACGAAGGAUUCAAGACCUUUGGCAUUGUCAAGCCUUCUGCUGCCCCACACCUACAGACGUUUGAUCCCUGUUUUUACAAAGAUCUCAUGGUAGUUCAUAGCCUGAAAGUUGCUGAGAUCUGGCUAAUGUGGAACCUGCUCCACAGCCCACGGCUUUCCUGUACUCAGAAGAAGCAGGUGAAGAAGCCUUUCCAGUGGAAGAAGAAAGCUCAGAUAACAACACCAGGGUCACCCCUCAGAUAAUGCAGGCAGAGUGCAGCACACACAGCAAACCAGCUAAGAAAGGGAACCUGGAACCAACACAGCCCAACAAACCAGCUUCUGAGGAGUUCAGCACAGCUUAUUUACAAUGUUAAGAGAAGACAACAAUUGCAGGAAUUUGCCCAAAUUCCACAUUUGCACGUACAUAUCAUGUGGGUCCUUCUGUACUAAAGAGUCUAAAUAAUCAUAUCUAUAAUUUAUUAUUAUUUAUUAGGAUUAUAGUAGUGCUUAGUGGGACAAUGUUUAAAAGCACAUUGAAAAAUGCAGUCCAUGGAGAUUUUUCAUCAUGGUUAGAAGUGUCAGGAAAGAAACAAGACCUAGGACAAGAACAGACACUGGGGAGCACAGGGAUCAUUGUCAACUUGACUUGGACUCAUUGAAAAAUGACCAGACAAUAAGUAGGGUACAGGAAAUCGAGUCCCCUUAGUGUCUGCUCCAAUCACAUCACUGCUGCCUGGUUGGUUUUCCACAGGUCUCCUAACAAGACAACAACAAACAGCUGCUGAAAUGAGUAGAUUUACAAAAGGCCUUUAGAGAAAAGACAAGAACUUUGAGUUGAUCACUUUGAGUCUUAAUUUUUCAUCAUUCUUCUCAGUUCAUGUAUCUGCUCUACUGACAUGAUUCAGGGAGCAGUGGAGCAGGUUUUGGCACUUUCCUGAGCUCAGGCUCUCUGCACUAUGCUGGCUGAUUAAGGGAAAAUUCAGAAGUCAUUAACAGUAUUUAAAUGCUCUCACAAUCUGACCUAGAUUUUCAGAAGGUUUGCAUCUGGAGAGAUCCUUUGGCCUUUACUUAUAAAUGUAACCCCACACAGAGCUGCUGCUUGCAUCACAUUUGGGAGCUGCUUCAAACCAAAGAGUGGACUGGUUUCUACAGAUCUUGGUGCUCUUGCUUAGCACCGUGAGCUGCAGAGAGCAGCCAGGACUUUCAGAUUGCUGUGGGUGUCACAUGAAAGGAGAAAGGAGAAAGUUUUCAGACAAAAGGAUUUCAGAAUAAAAGUCCAUCUAAAUUUAUUGCAAGAAAUCAAAACCACGCAGCAAUCUUUCUGUUGAGCUUUCCAAGGCUCAGUCGGGAACUUUGUAAGUAUUUUAAGCAUCAGACAGGAACACUGAAUUGCUCAGAUUUUCAAAGUAUAGUCCAGACUUCAAUACAUUUUGUUUUGCCUACAAGCAGACCACCUUAGAAGAUUAUACUUUUAUCAGAUAUCAAAGCAGAAGUGAAUUCCUCUAAAUCAGGGUUAAAAAGCUAUGAAAUUCACGGGGCAAAGAGCCUGAAUUCACCUCUGAUACUAUGUUUGUUAAUUCUUUUACAAGUUUUUACCCCCUCAACAAAACUCCCGUCCAUCAGAGAACCCCUUGGGAUGGCACAUCCACGCAGCUUUAAAAGAAACUACAACCAGUCAUAAAAGCCCAAAAUUCCUUUCACAGCUGCAUUUCAUAUCCGUGUGUAAGAUCCCUCCCACCCCGCAGCAGUUUGGGCUCAGUACUGGUACUAACAAUGCACAGAGAGAACAGCAGCCUGGGAGUGUCUAUGGCAGACUGAAUAACAGCUUUACACAUUAGUGAUCAUCAACAGAUCAAGCCUUACAAUAAUGUAUUUCCAAGAAAAGGUCAGCUAUAUAGAAAUGGAAAGAUUUCUACAUUUGGGAUAUUUUCAGGAUGCAAUCCUGAAAUACAAAAUGUUCACAUGAACUUCACAAGGAGUUUGUGGGACUAAGCCAAAGCCUCACUGGUAGGACAAAGUCGCCCCUGUCUGCUAAAAUGUGUGAUACUUGUGUAUUUAUGAGAUUGUACAGAAAUGUAUUACCUGUGAGUAGUUUACAGUUUGGGAAAUUAUUUAUACCAUCAUUAAAAAACAGCAUGCAGACGUG